Closterium sp. Naga37s-1 is the source of this 840-nucleotide messenger RNA. NCBI's taxonomy places the organism in Eukaryota, Viridiplantae, Streptophyta, Zygnematophyceae, Desmidiales, Closteriaceae. The record is from the annotation of a GenBank genome assembly.
AUGGAAGCGAUCAAGGAGUCUAAGGAGGAGGAUGGUUACCUCAGCGACGACCCGGACGAGUGUCAAGAUCUGGAUGUGGUCAGUGACAUCGCGUCUCAAGCGGGCUUCGCCAUCACGUUGCUCAUCCCGGCCAAGUGGAUCGAAGAGGUUCUGCGCACGAUCGAUACGGUCCGCGGGCUUCUCCUGCUGUGGGAAGAGCAUUUGACGGAGAAUGUGAAGGUUACAACAAAAUGUCACAAGCUUCUGCCGACGUGGCUCUCGAAGGAGCGCUUUGGUCGGGUUCAAGUGGUGUUUGUACACGCGGCGGAUGCCAACUUCAUGUGGAGCAGGAAGGUGGAACAUGUGACGGUGCACAAUAUCCGACUGACGCUCGGAUGGCAGCAUCUUGAGAAUCAGGAGUACCUGAAGGAGCGGUCGAAGAAGCCGGAUGCUAUCGAGGUGCUGCUGAAGAGUGUCCCGGCCGUCAUCACGCCAGAGAUGAUCCGGAAGAGCUUGGUGACUGCGACCCUGUUGAAGCGCAAGCGCACGGCCUUCCUGGAGGGUUCGGCUUUUCACAGGGUGGUCGAUCCGGUUACAGGGUCGGACACGGAUAAGAUCAAGGCUACAAAGGCCAACAUGGAAGAUCUGGCGAUGGUCUUCACGUCUACCAACGGCGCACGGGAGGAGUGGCUGUGUGUUCAGGAGGGAUGCAGGAAGGCGCAUGGUGUCAGCUUCGCGAAGGCGGCGGAGCAUGCGGCCUCGGUUAUGCAUUGCACCGAGCGUCUCAAGGCGGGAACGGCGACGCGUCAGAGCAAGGGGAAGAUGAAUCUCCAGGUGGUCAAGAAGGAGUUCGGGAUGUGA